This is a messenger RNA of Gossypium arboreum, 1403 nucleotides long. RefSeq lists its product as uncharacterized. The transcript has 7 exons. NCBI's taxonomy places the organism in Eukaryota, Viridiplantae, Streptophyta, Magnoliopsida, Malvales, Malvaceae. The record is from RefSeq and is a predicted model, not a curated record. The coding region runs from base 360 to 1403 and encodes 347 amino acids.
AACAAAGGGGGAGGCCACCAAUUAAGGUCAGCAAUGGUUCUUUCUGUUGCUUUUCAAUUUACCCCCUUUAUAUUUGAAACCUAAAACCAUAGCCAAAGACAUUAUUAAGAAAACACACACAGACGCAAAAAAAAAAAAACAUACAAAGGAAGAAGUUUCUUACAUCUUUGAACACUGUCUCUUCUCUUCUCUCCUCCUCUUCCUCCUACAUUCUUUCCAAGGGAGGGUUUGACAAUUGAUGGGUUUCUGUUGAAGAAAACCCUAAAUUUUGGCUCAUUGAAUCAUUGGCAAAACUUGUUUAAACAAAGGGAAAAAAACGGGUUGAAAUUUUAUUGAGUGGUGGGGUUUCAAUAGAUUGUAUGGCAACAAGGGAAAAAAACACAGAACUUGACCUUGAAAAAGGUUUAACCAUUAGUGACGAAGAAGAUCAAAUCAAGAACCCAUUUUCAAGCCUUAAAAACAAGGCACAAAUGUUGCUUUCAAAGUUCUGCUUCUCAGACAAUGUUUCCUCGGACGAGAGAGUGUCAUUAUCCGGUGAUGCUUCGGAUUCCGGUAGUACGGAAGCAGUGAAUAAGGAAGGCCAAGAUAACAAGGGUGUUAUUGGUAAAGAGAGCAACAAUGAAAAUAAAAUUAACAAUAAUAAUAAAGUAAGGAAAGAGAAACGUAAUAAGAAGGCCCCAAAGCCACCAAGACCACCAAAGGCACCAACAUUGGAUGCUGCUGACCGUAGGUUAAUUAAGGAGUUAGCUGAGCUUGCUAGAUUGAAACGUGCAAGGAUUGAGAGGAUGAAAGCCUUGAAGAAGAUGAAAGCUACUAAGGGCAUUUCUUCUAACACCACCAUUUUGGCCAUGGUCUUAAUUAUGAUCUUGUUAAUUGUCAUCAUCUAUCAUGGAAUGGAAUCCCGAGGUACAUCGACAAAAUCCGGAGGGUCGGAAAUGAGAGUAGGAGGUGCAAUGGAAGGAGGUCUAUUAUCACUUGAGUUAUUUGGAAAUCCAUCUUCAAGCAUUUCCAAUACCGGAUCUCCCUUCAUGGCAGAUCAGGUUGCAGGUUUAGAAACUGAGGUGGUGGAGCAAGUGGAGGAGCAGGUGACAAGCGGUGGAGCUGGUGGUCAGAAGAUUAGCAUGGCAGUAGCGGCUGUAGGCAGUGCAAGUGGGAUAGACUCGUUCAGCCCACUGCAUCUUGUUGCUUUAAUCCGCUCCAUUGCUUCACUGCAACUUCAAGGAGAUAAGGUUUGUAACUUCAAUCUACUCUACCUUAUCUUCAAGGAGAUAAGAUUUGUGGUAAUCCGCUCCUCUACAACUUCAAAGGAAGAUAAGACUACAAUCUUCGGCCUACUCCUUUACUACCUCAGGGAGAUAAAGCUGGUGGCUAAAAUCUGCUCCCCUGCUACCUCGGGAAGAUAA